AUGGCCCCCGUUCCUCGCGUCUACUCCAAGACCUACAAGGUCCCUCGUCGUCCCUUCGAGUCGGCUCGUCUUGACUCGGAACUGAAGAUUGUCGGCGAGUACGGCCUGCGCAACAAGCGUGAGGUGUGGCGUGUCCAGCUUACCCUGUCCAAGAUUCGUCGUGCUGCUCGUGAGCUGCUCACCCUCGACGAGAAGGACCCCAAGCGUCUUUUCGAAGGUAACGCUUUGAUUCGUCGUCUGGUCCGCAUCGGUGUGCUCGAUGAGUCCCGCAUGAAGCUCGAUUACGUCCUGGCCCUCCGUGUCGAGGACUUCCUGGAGCGUCGUCUGCAGACCUGCGUGUACAAGCUUGGCCUCGCCAAGUCCAUCCACCACGCCCGUGUCCUGAUCAAGCAGCGCCACAUCCGUGUCGGCAAGCAGAUCGUCAACGUGCCCUCCUACAUGGUCCGCCUGGACUCCCAGAAGCACAUUGACUUCGCUCUCACCUCCCCCUACGGUGGUGGCCGCCCUGGCCGUGUCCAGCGCAAGAAGGCUGCUGCUGCUGCUGGCGGUGACGGUGGUGAGGAGGAGGAAGAUGAGGAGUAA
Molecule: messenger RNA, 582 nt
Organism: Aspergillus terreus NIH2624
Lineage: Eukaryota; Fungi; Ascomycota; Eurotiomycetes; Eurotiales; Aspergillaceae
Product: 40S ribosomal protein uS4
Exons: 6
Coding region: 1-582 (193 amino acids)
Biological process (GO): translation; positive regulation of translational fidelity
Cellular component (GO): cytosolic small ribosomal subunit
Molecular function (GO): structural constituent of ribosome; rRNA binding
Source: RefSeq, a predicted model, not a curated record